This is a messenger RNA of Castor canadensis (American beaver), 2140 nucleotides long. NCBI's taxonomy places the organism in Eukaryota, Metazoa, Chordata, Mammalia, Rodentia, Castoridae. The record is from RefSeq and is a predicted model, not a curated record.
GGUGAGAGGUACCGCCCUACAACCUUCGCCCCCGUUCCCCCGGCGGCCGGCUCCGCCUCUUCCCAAAUCUUUCCUACAACCCAAAAUGGCGGCGGAGGUGGAUUUUGGCGACCUAGAGCUGUUCGAGGCGUUUGACCCCCAAGAGGAGUCGACUCUGAAGCCCGUCCACACCCGCUUCAAGGACGAGGACAGCGGCGAGGAGAAGGCGAACGGGGUUGGCGACGCGGAGCUGCGGGAGCGGCUUCGGCAGUGCGAGGAAACCAUCGAGCAUCUCCGCGCCGAGAAUCAAGAACUUAAAAGAAAAUUGAGCGUUCUGACUCGACCCAGUGGAAUACUGGUGAACAAUACUAAGUUAGAUGGACCUUUAUUGCAGAUUCUGUUUAUGAACAAUACUAUUUCAAAGCAGUAUCAUCAAGAAAUAGAGGAAUUUGUAUCAAAUUUAGCAAAAAGAUUUGAGGAACAACAGAAAAAUGAUUCGGAAAAGACUUCCUUUAAUCUUUCACCCCAGCCAUCCAGUAUUGUGUUAGAAGAGGACCAUAAAGUAGAAGAAUCCUGUGCUAUUAAAAACAACAAGGAAGCUUUCAGUGUUGUAGGAAGUGUCCUGUAUUUUACUAAUUUUUGCCUUGAUAAAUUGGGGCAACCGCUACUAAAUGAAAACCCUCAGCUUACGGAAGGAUGGGAAAUACCCAAGUACCAGCAAGUCUUCAGCCACAUUGUUUCUCUAGAAGGGCAAGAAAUACAAGUAAAGGCAAAAAGGCCAAGGCCUCACUGUUUCAAUUGUGGGUCUGAAGAACAUCAAAUGAAAGAGUGCCCAAUGCCCCGGAAUGCUGCUCGGAUAAGUGAAAAGAGAAAAGAGUAUAUGGAUGCCUGUGGAGAGGCAAACAAUCAGAAUUUCCAACAGCGAUAUCAUGCAGAAGAAGUAGAAGAAAGAUUUGGAAGAUUCAAACCAGGAGUUAUUAGUGAGGAACUUCAAGACGCACUUGGUGUGACAGACAAGAGUCUUCCCCCUUUCAUCUACCGGAUGCGCCAGCUGGGAUACCCACCAGGGUGGCUCAAGGAGGCUGAAUUGGAGAAUUCGGGGCUUGCCCUCUAUGAUGGAAAAGAUGAUGCUGAUGGAGAAACAGAAGCUGGAGAAGUACAACAGAAUAAAAGUGUCACUUACGAUCUCUCAAAAUUGGUAAACUAUCCAGGUUUUAAUAUAUCUACUCCCAGAGGAAUUCCAGAUGAAUGGAGGAUGUUUGGUUCCAUACCUAUGCAGGCAUGUCAGCAGAAGGAUGUGUUUGCCAAUUACCUUUCUUCUAACUUCCAGUCAGCAAGCAUAAAGUCUAGCAGUAAACGGCCUUCAUCUCAGUCCAGCCCCAGUAGUCCAAAGAAGCAAAGGAAGGCCAGCAGCUCGGCAGCCUCCCCUGCUGACAUGGAUCUUGACUCUGAUGCAGAGAUGCCGCAUGUCCAGAGCAGUGAAGCUUUUCACUUUCAACCACCAUCUCCUGGCACUCCUCCUCUCUUCACCCCUCCCCCCAAGGGCACUCCACCACUGACUCCCAGCUCACCUCAGACCCGGCCUGCAUCCGCAGCCAUGGACGAGGACGCCCUGACACUGGAGGACUUGAAGAGCAAAAGGCGGAUCUGGGCAGCACUCGAGCAGGCUGAGAGUGCCAACAGUGAAUUUCUGACGCCUGUGGACACACCUUUAACUGGAAACUCAGUUGCCUCAUCACCUUGUCCCAAUGAGCUCGACCUCCCUUUCACAGAGGGAAAAGCAUCUGAGAAACUGAUACUAGAUACCAUGGUGCCAGAAAUAUGUAACAGACAGCCGAAGUUGCCAUCCCUCGAGCCCAGCUCCUAGGCCACACUGCUUGGUCAGAAGGAGGAGGAAGAAUCUGCAGAGGUGGACCCUGAUGGUGCCCUUCACAUAAUGAAUGGAGGCAGCCAGAUGCUCCCUUCUGGAGACACUCGUCUCAGCAGCACUAAAGCUCACAGCUCACCUGAUGUGAGCAAGUUUGCAACUGGAAUAACACCAUUUGAGUUUGAGAACAUGGCAGAAUCCACUGGAAUGUUACAUCAGAAUAAGAAGCUUGUUAAAGAACUCUCCCGAAAUCAGCAGAAACAAAAAAGGCUUCCGAAUAGCUGCUUGACAUAA